Diaporthe batatas is the source of this 3031-nucleotide messenger RNA. RefSeq lists its product as uncharacterized. The record is from RefSeq and is a predicted model, not a curated record. Bases 161 to 2806 code for a protein of 881 amino acids. The transcript is spliced from 2 exons. Gene Ontology annotation, cellular component: t-UTP complex; 90S preribosome; small-subunit processome. Gene Ontology annotation, molecular function: protein binding; RNA binding. Lineage: Eukaryota; Fungi; Ascomycota; Sordariomycetes; Diaporthales; Diaporthaceae. Gene Ontology annotation, biological process: maturation of SSU-rRNA from tricistronic rRNA transcript (SSU-rRNA, 5.8S rRNA, LSU-rRNA).
GCCAUCUGCAACUUUCCUUUGCCUGCCGGCCCCCCCAGAAAAGUUAUCGAUAGCGUCCAGGGUCUGGUAGAGCAGAGAAAAAAAGUUUGGAUUUUCGACAGGCUGAGCGAGACAUUGCAACACACUCUCACUUGUGUCGCUCGCCCCAGAGCAAGGCAACAUGGACGUCCACCGCUGCCGAUUCGUUCCUUUCCCAGCCUCCCCUAUCAAUGCGGUCGCCUUCUCACACCCGUUGCUGUCUGCGAAAAGGCAGGAGGCUCGACUAGCCAUCGGUCGCGCAAAUGGCGACAUAGAGAUCUGGAACCCUUUGAAGGGGAGCUGGUUUCACGAGACCACAAUACAUGGUGGAAGCAACAGGAGUGUUGAUGCUCUGGUCUGGGUUACGGGCGAAGACGAGACGUUACCGGAUGGCAACGUCAUCCUGGGCAAGUCGAGACUGUUCAGCAUAGGCUACACGUCCACCAUCACCGAAUGGGAUCUGGAGAAAGGAAAGGCGAAGAAACAUGCCAGCGACGGACAGCACGGUGACAUAUGGUGUUUCGCCGCCCAACCUGCACCGACCAAGGAGUCUCACAAUGGCAUCACCUCCGUCAGCCAGCCCCAGAGGCUAGUCGCUGGUACCGUGGACGGCAGCAUUGCGCUGUACUCGAUUGACGAUGACGACCUUCAUUUCCAACGCCUAUUAGUCAAGACUGCCAAGAAGAACAUCAAGAUGGUCAGCAUUGCGUUCCAGUCGCGACAAGUCGCAGUGGUCGGCUGCUCAGACAGCUCCAUCCGUGUAUACGAUCUGAGGAGGGGAGAACUCCUGCGCAAGAUGACACUGGGCAAGGAUCUCACUGGCGGUUCUAAGGAGAUCAUUGUCUGGUCCGUCAAGUGCCUCAAGAACGGUGACAUUGUCUCCGGAGACUCAACUGGCCAGAUCUGCAUCUGGGACGGCAAGACCUAUACUCAAGCGCAGAGGAUCCAGGGCCACAAGUCCGAUGUUCUCAGCCUCGCCACUGGUGCAGAUGGGCAGACUAUCGUCAGCGGCGGGAUGGACCGGCGAACUGCCAUGUACCGCCCCAUAAAGAGCGAUCCUUCUCGCUGGCAAAAGGUUUUCCACAAGAAAUACCACAAGCACGAUGUCAAGACCAUGGCUUCAUUCGAGGGUCUUGGUAUGAGUGUCGUCGUGACUGCAGGUCCUGAUGCCACCCCCAUCGUCACUCCUCUGCGCCAGGCGGGCGUAGAGAACCAUCGAGCACUUCCACACCUACCACAGUCUGUACCUCUACAAACAGCAUCAUCAACCCGCUUGCUAGUCAGUUGGUGGGACCGCGAGAUUCAUUUCUGGAAAGUGCUGCGGUCGCACACGGGGCCGGCCGACAGCCUAAAACAAAAGAAAGACUUCCCGCAAAUUGGCAGAAUCCUCAUCCAGGGAGAGGCGAACAUUACUUCAUGUUCCAUCAGCAGAGACGGCUCAAUUCUUGUUGUGUCCACAGCCACAGCCAUCAAAGCUUUUCACCUCACAAUCCCCAAUCUUGACCUGGGUGAACAACUGAAGAUUCGCAAGAUGAGCAUCCCAUCCAUCAUUGAGAACGCAGGGGCCGCACAAGUUCAAAUCUCCCCGGAAGGUCAAUGGCUGGCCUGGACUGAGGAAGGCAGUCAGGUUCGCAUUGCGAAAAUAACACUGGAAGACUCGGGAUUCUCAAUACAGCAACAUCCCGCUAAGCUGACUCGAUUGCGAAGAGAUAUUCCUAAGCACGUACGAUUGGGCGGUCUGGGCAAUUACGAAAGACACAUCACCCACAUCACGUUUUCGCCAGACAGCAAGAUUCUUGCGACCGCCGACUUGGCGGGCUAUGUCGACACGUGGACACUGCGGGAAGACGGCGUGCAGAACGGCGCAGCAUCAGCAGAAGACGAUAGCGCAUCCUCUUCAGACGAGGAGGAUGCAUCACAAAGCGGGCCCUCAUGGGUUCGUAACCCCAAAGCCUCGCUUAUACCCAAACUGGCACAUGCGCCAGUAGCACUCUCUUUCUCUGACGAUAUCCUCGCGCCGAUACUCCGGGAUGAAGGCGAGGAAGGACCAGACGACUACAUACUCUUGGCUGUCACUGCAACAUCGCGCAUUUACACAUUCAAUCCUUUGGAGGGGUCUCUGACCAAGUGGUCACGAAGGAAUGCCGUGUGGAAGCUGCCCGAGGAGAUUCGUGCCACCCGAGACCUGAUCAAGGGUGUUGUGUGGGCAGGCUCCAGAAUCUGGAUGUACGGUGUCUCAUUCGUGUUCAUGAUCGACCUCUCGUCAGACUUCGCAGAGCAGGAGCCAGGGGCCUCGAAAAAGAAUCGGAAGCGCAAGCGAGGAGCAGACAGUGGUGCCGGGAGCAAGACGGAGACCGGAACACUUGCGCCACAACCUGUUCGCACGUUGGUGGCAGGAGACAACAAGGAAAGCCAGUGGGUGGAUGUGGAGAUGGCGGACGCCGAGCCACAGGCAGAUGGAACUGGGGACGAGGAUGAAAAUGACGAUGCGGAAGAGGAAGCAGCCGGCGGGGAACUAGAGAAGUUGCGCAAGCAAGAGCAGGCUGGUCGGUCAGAAGGAGAGGAAGUUUCACCGCCCGGUGCGGAGGAACAGCGCAAAAGCUGGUGGCACACCUACAAGUACCGGCCGAUACUUGGUAUUGCUCCACUGCAGAACGUGGGUGGAAGAGACAGGGCGAAUGGUGUCAACGGUAGCAGCAAGAAGGUGGGGAUACAGAAGGUCGAAGUCGUCCUCAUUGAGCGGCCAAAGGAGGACAUUGCUAUGCCAGAACGCUAUGUGGAGGACUAGUCGCGUACACAGUAAUGAUACACCAAGUCCAGACUGCCUCUUGUCAGGCAGAAAUUUGACAAACUAGAGGUCAUGCCGCGGGAGACUAUUUACGGGCAUUGUGUUAGACCGUAGAGGGAAAUGGAUAUGUCUGCACUUCCACUGUAGUUUCUUUUCUAACCCAUAUAUGUAUAUUAUUCUGGAUUGCAAAGCAAUACUAGUAGUACAAUAUACUCAGUCAUUAGA